Messenger RNA from Mirounga angustirostris (Northern elephant seal), 395 nucleotides. Its product is annotated as vesicle-associated membrane protein 7-like. NCBI's taxonomy places the organism in Eukaryota, Metazoa, Chordata, Mammalia, Carnivora, Phocidae. Gene Ontology annotation, cellular component: SNARE complex. The coding region runs from base 66 to 356 and encodes 96 amino acids. Gene Ontology annotation, biological process: exocytosis; vesicle fusion. The transcript is spliced from 3 exons. The record is from RefSeq and is a predicted model, not a curated record. Gene Ontology annotation, molecular function: SNAP receptor activity; SNARE binding.
UUGCCCCGAGGCCGUCCCGGGCGGUUAAGUCCGGCCGAAGCCUUUCCCUCACUGGCCCGCCCACCAUGACGAUCACCUACAGCUGUAUUGCUAAUGGCCGAGCGGUCCUAGCGGAGCUGGCCCUGACCGGCGGCUCCUAUCAGGAAGCAGCGGCAACAGUGCUUAAACUAGUGCUUCUUAGAGCUGAGCCAAAGACCAUAAUGCAGAUGGGAAGCUUUGUCUACCAUACUCUCUUUAUUGAUGGAAUCACUUACCUAUGUGCCACAGACAAUGCCUUGGAUACCAUAACACCAUCUGCAUUUCUUAAAAAUGUAAGUAAUUUCUUACAUUACUUGAAGGACCUUUUCACUUAUUGAAAUUAUGAGGUCUCUAUUUUAUAGUGUGUUCGUAGUUGU